Molecule: messenger RNA, 879 nt
Organism: Aspergillus calidoustus
Lineage: Eukaryota; Fungi; Ascomycota; Eurotiomycetes; Eurotiales; Aspergillaceae
Source: the annotation of a GenBank genome assembly
AUGGCUAACGUCACGCUCCCGUCCCAUCCCAUGACAUACCCUGAACUCUUCGAUGUGGCCAAACAGGACCCUAGUCUCUCGUGGCCGGAGCAGCUGUGGUGGGCGCACUACGCCUUCUGGGACAAUGACAUCCUCGCGACGGGAGUAAUCACCUUCCUCGCGCACGAAGUCAUCUAUUUCGGCCGUUGCAUUCCCUGGAUCAUCGCCGACGCCAUGCCGAGCGUCUUCAAGCGCUUCAAGAUCCAAGAUCAAAAGGCGCCUCCGUCAGUUAGCGAUCAAUGGACUUGCGUCAAAUAUAUCCUCGCCAUCCACAUAAUCGUCGAGCUCCCGUUGAUCGUGCUGUUCCACCCGAUGAUGGAGCUGUGCGGCCUGCAAUGGACUCUGCCCUUUCCAAAGUUUUCGACACUCGCAGCACAAAUUGCCCUUUUCUUCGUUGUCGAAGACACGUAUCACUAUUGGUUGCACCGUGCGAUGCACUGGGGUCCGCUCUAUCGUGCCAUCCACCGCAUCCACCACCAGUACGCUGCGCCGUUCGGGCUGACAGCUGAAUAUGCGAGUCCGUGGGAGACAUUCUUCCUGGGGCUCGGAACGAUCUGCCCGCCUCUGAUUCUCGGAUACGUGACGGGAAAUGUGCACUUGAUAACCGUCUUGUCGUGGAUGGCGCUGCGCCAGGUCCAAGCCAUCGACGCGCACUCGGGAUAUGACUUCCCCUGGAGCCUGAGACGGAUCUUCCCAUUCUGGGGCGGCUCGGACUGGCACGAUGACCACCACCGAUACUUUUGGGGAAACUAUUCGAGCUCUUUCACGUACUGGGAUGUGUUGAUGGGAACUGUUGCAGGACCGAGAGGCAAGGCGAUGGGACACAAUCCACGGCGCUGA